Fonsecaea erecta is the source of this 3879-nucleotide messenger RNA. RefSeq lists its product as hypothetical. The transcript has 5 exons. Lineage: Eukaryota; Fungi; Ascomycota; Eurotiomycetes; Chaetothyriales; Herpotrichiellaceae. Bases 1 to 3879 code for a protein of 1292 amino acids. The record is from RefSeq and is a predicted model, not a curated record.
AUGACUUUUCCAAAGCCUGACAGCGGUCCCCGGGACCUGAACCUUGACCAUAUAAGGACACAGUUCCUCGACCACCUCACCACGGAUGAUAGGAAUGCUUUCGAUAAUCACAUCAUCGAUACUCCGGGCGGCCUGAACAAGUACACCAUGCGGCUCAUGAACACGUUUCAGGGCAAAAAAAAGACUGGAGACCUGACGCAGAAGAUGGUAGCGAAACUGACUAUGGCCCUUGAGCCUUAUGUCGAGGUUCUUGGGCUUGUCGUACAGGGUGUCACAGAGUAUGCCGCCAUGGUCUGGAGAUCUCUGUCGCUGUUACUCAAGAUGGCAAGCCCAUUCCCAGGCCUGUUACACAGGCUGAGUGAGCUAUUGCAAGAAGUGUCGACAUGCAUUCCACCAUAUCGAAACCUUCUAGAACUCUUGAGAACGAACGAAUCCCUGUAUCGACGGUUGAUUUCAAGUGACAAGCUGAGACGGUCGCUGCAGGGGCUGUACCGUGAUCUUCUGGGCCUUUUUGGUAACAUAGGCAGAGUGUUUACUCAGAGGACCGCAAGGUUAACCAAUGUGCCUUCGAAUGCGUGUUUCCUUCCUUUCGACUCUCGGUUUGACGAUUUUCUCAGGAACCUCUCUGACUACGCCAGAGAUUUGGACCCGGUCGUGCUUCAGCUGUCACAGGACGAUGUACAAGCUUCACAUGGCAGUCGUGAAGGGGUUCGAAUCCGUGAAAGGCCGCUUCUUGAACCAAAGUCUGUGGGACUCGACCGAGAUAGCACAGGUGACCUGAUCGCUCGCAUCAGAGCCUGGUUGCAUCCGCCGUCCCAUGACGACUGCUUUAAAAGAGCUGAUUCUCUUCGACAACCCGGCACGGCAGACUGGCUAUUCAAGGAGCAAGCGUACAAAUCCUGGUUAAAUUCCUCUCCAGAUACCAAAUCUGUGCUCUUGGUCAAAGGGCGUUGCGGAACCGGUAAGACCGUCCUCGCCGCUGCCACAGUCGUCGACCUUCGAACGCUAGUCCACUCAAAGAAUUCGGGCUCCAAAUUCCUCUCCUACUAUUUCUUUGAUCCAGACACGCCGGAGUGUAACUCCAUUCGCAAAGCCUAUGCAUCCUUGUUGGCACAAGUUCUGGAUGGGUGCUCUGAAAUUCCGCAGCCCGACAUCCUCAAUCUGUUCAGCUAUGCCAUUACUCGAUGGACUCCGGAAAAAGACUGCGCUACGCUCGAGGACCUCGCUGAUAUCAUCAAACUGUUGAAGCCACUGUUGACCCAAUGGUACAUUGUCCUAGACGCUGUGGAUGAGUGCGUCAGUUCCGCGGAGGUUCUAUCAUGUCUCUUGGAUCCAGAGUCGACUCACAGGCCUCGGCUACUGCUAUUCGCUAGACGAGAGGCCCGCUAUUUUCACAAAAAUCAAGUCACAGUAAACACAAUCGCUGUGACGCCCAAGCUCGUGGACGCCGAUCUGCGUACCUUUUUCCGGUACCAUCUCGACGAGAUGCGUUCCUCAGGUCUCUUGGACUGCCACGCAGACCUGCCCGAGCUGGUGAACCACCUUGUCCUGGGCGCCAAUGGUGCGUUCCUAUGGGCACAUCUCAUGGCUAGUUACUUGAAGGUAGUGGUGCCGCGAGCGUUGACCCAGGCAACAAUAAGUGCCCUGAGAAAGCCUGAGAAGCUCACCGAUAUGUAUAUGCGCAUGCUUACUACCCUUGCAGAGAAGCCAUAUGUAGAGCGGCUCUUUGCGAGGCAUAUGUUUAUGUGGGUUUUCUGCUGCAAAGGCGUCACCCGCCUUGAUUACUUUGAGGACCUCCUUCAGACGCUAUGGCGAGGAAGGUGUUUGAACCUCACUCCCGAAGAUCACGAAGUCGGUUCCCCUAUAUUCGCAAACUUUGAAGGGAGCAUCAUCAGGGCGUGUCUCGGCCUAGUCGAGGUGAGGUGGGCAGACGGCCAUCAAGCUAAGGUCUGUCGCUCUGCAAGGGGCUUUUCCCAUGGAGUCUUGAAGAAGUGUCGGGCAGGAGUCGCUGCAUACUUCUAUUUCUCAUCCUUCGAGGGUGAGUCCGAGCUGUUGAGAUGUUGUUUCCUCUAUCGUGAGGCCCAGAAACAUCACCAAUUGCUGUCUGGAGGCGCCUCCGAGGCCGCGCCCGGCCUGGGGUUGGACGAUACUCGACGAUUUCUGCGGUAUGCUACCGUAGUUUGGACGAAGCACCUGGCCCAUCCGCAGAAUGACGCGUUGGAGACGCUUUCUGACGUUUUGCGAACGAUAUGGAAGUUCUUCGGAGAUGGUGAUAACAGGGUGGCCUGGAUCAACGCUCUAAAGAGGUACAAGGCAAAUUGGACGGAGAUUCAAGACGACCUGAAGAACUGGAUUACGGAAGUGCAGAGUUCGUGCUUUGGCCAGGAUCCAGAAGUCCAGCAGAAGGUACAACUCGUGCAUUUUCUGGUCAAGGACCUCGAUCUGAUCCCUCACCAUGGAAACAUCCAAACCUCCAGGAACAGUCUUCCCCUUGCGCCGCAAAGCCUUCUGGCGGCGACGGCCGUCCUGCAACUAGAGCCCCCGUCAAAGCCAGAGACGCUGUCGACUCGGGCCCCGACCCCGAGGUUGCAAAUAUUCCGCAGGAACGGCAGCGGAGACACAUCUGCGACACUGGAAAUCUUGCAACGAGUCAGCAGGGCAACUCGGGACGGCUCGAUUGCUGGUACCUCCAUUGCACCGCAUCUUGAAUGGUUUGCUCGAUACCAAAUAUUUGCCACAGGGUCUGGCGAGCCUAUUCUCAAAGGAAGCUGGGACUUCCUUCUAAAUGAGCUGGAGGUCACAUCCCAUAUUUCCAGACUUUGCCAGGGAUCUGUUGGCGCUGCAUCGACAGAGACGUUUCCUAUGAGCAUUGGUCAAAAUCUCGAUCUCCUCACUGUCUUCGAUACUGUUUACAUUCGCACAAAUCACCGGGGCUGGGUGUCCAAGCGCCUCCCCAACAGCUGUGGCGAAAGGUCUUUCUCGGUUCUGCAAUCAAGGGAUAGCGCAGGGGGCACGAAGCACUGCCACAAAGUGUUCACGACCGUGCGGCCAGCGAGGUCCCGGAUCUUCGUCCAUAAUGACCUCGUCAUAUAUCAGGGCAUUUCAAAGAGCAACUAUGACUGGGGGUCGGGCCUCUGCGGCCGUGAUUUUGAGAACGAAUGUUGCUUCAUGGUGAUUUUCAAGAUCGAGCGUGGAGCGGGCGAUGUCGACAUCAAGGCGGUCGCCACUCUGGACGGCACGGACUUUGCAAACGUGUUCGACAGCUGUGUCUUCCACCCGACACUACCUUUGGUGGCACUCAUCUUGCACAAGGGCUCCUUUUACCAGCGCGCCGCGCUCUGGAGCUUUGCCAGUCCGAGUCCAGUCAAAAACUUGGACGUCAACUUUGUGACGCUGUCAGACUUCCAGAGGGACGCCGGCGCAACCGACACCCACAUGCAGGCAGAUUGCAGCCCAGCGGCACGAGUCUGGUUUUCAGAAUGCGGCACCCAGUUGCGAGUCGAACGCUUCCCCGACUUCCACCAAGGGAAUUUCGACCUCCGAGAGAGCCCUGCGUACCACGCGGCGGUGGGCGAGCACGAAAGGUCGCUAGGAUACAGAGCCAAAAUAACGAUCGGACAACUCUCGCCGUGCUUGGGGGUUGCACCAAGCUCGGACCCGGACUCAGCUUUCGUUGCCCUUGGAAAUGUAGCCGCCACCACAACUGGUGCAGCCAGACGGGCCUGUCGGGCAGCGAGGGCUGAGUACCGGCCUGAUCAACCAAGGCGAGAAUUCUGGCGGGAAACCAAUGGGACCAGAUUGUAUGACAUGAAUAUGGAUAUGAACAUGGAUAUGAACAUGGACAUGGACAUGAAUGACGGACGAUAUGAUCGGGAUUGA